This is a messenger RNA of Porites evermanni, 1644 nucleotides long. Lineage: Eukaryota; Metazoa; Cnidaria; Anthozoa; Scleractinia; Poritidae. The record is from the annotation of a GenBank genome assembly.
GGGAUUGCCGAUCCAUUUAUCAUCAUAUCCACAAAAGACGAAGAAGGUAUCGAAGCUCCCAAGGUCCUGGGUGAUAUUUAUGAGUCCGUGGCUGGUGCAGUGUUCUUGGACAGCGGUAUGGAUUUGACCAAGGUCUGGGAAGUGUACUACCGCAUGAUGCAACCUUACAUCGGUAUGACAUCAUUUUUCAAAGUUAGAUAAUGUCCCCUACUGGUGACGGGGCCGCCACUCCUUCGUGCAUUGUCACCCGAGCCCUAAAGGACUAGCCCCCUGCAAAGCAAAGGCGCUACCUUUUUCAUCAGUUUUUUUAAAGGCCUUGUAAUCAUGUCUGGAUUUGAGGAUCGAACGUGCAACCUCCCCCGGGAAGUACUUCUCCCAAAAAUUGGGCAGGGAGGAAAAUUUGUGGAUUGGCUCCGCUCAGGGUGCUAAAUUCUAAUUAAAAAUGACGCGACUAGAAUGGCUGCAGCACCUAGCCACAAUAUGAAGGGCACUAUUUGUUCGACAAAAGAAUAGUCCUUGACGCUAACGAAAACUGUUAGUGCGUGCAAAAGUACGUAGAACAUUCAAGGUUCAAACUGCGAAUUUUAGCCGCGCCCACAGAUUUUCUGACAAACGUCUCGUCAUUUUUUUAAUGGCCAGGUAUCCCCCUAGAAACGUCGCGCUCUGGGGACGAGCGGCGAGACGUCAGUGGUUUGAAAACUCGGUUCUAAAGUGUACGUCUCGUGACAAAUAAAAACUGUUACUGUUUACUUGUCCAUAUUGAUGCUUUUGCAUGUUACCAUAGUCAAACUCACUCAACAGAUUGCAACAUGAACCAUUACUAUUAUAGUAAAGAAAUACGUGUUUUGUUCUUUGUCAGACCACUACUCUGUAAACAUACCGAUCAAUCCCAUCAGGCGUGUGUACGAAGAGGACAACGAACGGGAAUUUAGGUACGUGGGGUAUUGAAAAUAUUCAUAUUCCUGUGUAGGACACACGAGGUAGUCCUGAAAUAAGGACCUUGUCGCUCUCAAUUCACACUGUUCUCUUUAUAGGGUUUACACUUUUUCUCGCUUCUGCACGAGUUCUUUAAAAGAUAAUAAUAAAAUCAGGCUCUUAGCUGUACAGGCAUUUAAGACCGAUACCGCAUUUAAGAGCGAUACACAUAAGCUUACCUGCCUCGUACCGCUUCACUGUUCGAGGAUUUGUGCUAGUUUAAGCAUUUUUGAAGACCCAAACUCUACUUUUCGUCUCCCAUCCCCAAUGUUGUGCCACUGUUCGAGCUACCUUUAGAAAACAACAAACACCCCAACUUUGAAUGGAGGGGACAGGGGAGGGGUGUGGAUUCUUAUGUUCUUUUGAGUCAAUGUCUCAACAAUUUUGUCGCCGAUUGUAGCUAUGUUUUAAUAGAUCUUGGGUAACGACCAAUUACAGCGCGCGUAACAUUCACAUCAUCAUUGUAUAAUUUGUAAGAUUCCUGUUCAUAUCUUUAGCAAAGCAGAAGUUCUGGCCGAUGGAAGGGUCAAGUGUACUUUACGAGUUUCCUGGGGCAAGUUCGAUGGUUAUGGCAAAAAUUCCAAAAUUGCCAAGGCUACCGCUGCAAAGCUGGCAGUGCAGGCGCUGGACAGGAGAGAUUCACCAGGAACAAGUCAAGGAAGUGGCUAA